Messenger RNA from Symbiodinium sp. CCMP2592, 1854 nucleotides. NCBI's taxonomy places the organism in Eukaryota, Dinophyceae, Suessiales, Symbiodiniaceae. The record is from the annotation of a GenBank genome assembly.
AUGGAGAUUCGUGUUGACGCAGCAGAAGGGUAUGCCGCCCCGAAAGACACCUUCCUUUCGAUGCGGAUCGGAGAAUUCCAAAAGCAAUCUCGAUUUGAUACCUCCAAGACGUACAAGUUUCCUAAGCUGGAGGAUCCCACUGGUCUCGCACGUAUCGAGGUGUUUCAGCGUGUUGGACACCUGACCGUCAGCUUGGGAAAGCUGCAGCAAGGCGAGCAGAGCGUGGAGGUUCCGGUCAACAUGCCAGGGAUGCCCAAUCUGCCCAUGAGGAUAGGGCUUCACGGCGGUGCAGAGGUGGAUAUGGAGCCCAAGCUCAAGAGCACCAAGGUGAAGACCAAGCUCGAUGCAGCACAGAAGUACUUGGCGGAGCAUCAGCUGGAGGAAGUCAUCACUGAUGUGGUGCGCGAGGUCAUCCAUGAGAAGCCCGCCGAGCCACUGCUGUUCCUAUCCUCCCAGAUCCUGAAGCAUGCGGCGACCCGGAAGCCUGCGCCGAUCGAAGCACAGAGGGAGCUGCCGCCCCUCCCACUUACCGAGAAGCUGCAGCGCACGGGUGGAGCUGGAACAGCUUCUCCUGAACCACUCAAAGGCCCUGCUCCUCAAACUGCUGGACCUGCACCAAUUUCCUUGACACCCUUCAGGCCCUACUACGCUGAACAUCUGCGGACCAUCGAUCCAGCUUCCAUGCAGAAUCUGUACUCCAACUUCCCGGUCGCGCCAAAGCCCGUGCCGGCGCCAAAAGCGCCAGAGGCUGGUGCUAAGCCGACGGAGACAGCAGAAGUUAUGAAGGCUGCCCCAGCUGCGGCUGCGCCUGCUGCACCUGUUCCAGUAACGAAGUUUGCAAAGUUGCCCUCUGUGGGAACUUGGCUGGCACCCAACCCGCGCAAGUUGUCUCAGAAGACGGCAGCAGCGACAGCAGCACCUGCACCCCCGGCGCCGCCUGCUCCCCCUGCGACUACCAAAUCUGACUUCCAGUCUUACUAUGCGGAGCAUGUGAAGACGAUCGAUGCAGGUUCGGACGCCAUGAAGAAUCUGUACUCCAACUUCCCGGUCGCGCCAAAGCCCGCUGGUGCUAAGCCGACAGAGACAGCAGAAGUUAUGAAGGCUGCCCCAGCUGCACCUGCGGCACCCGCUGCUUCUGCUGCGAAAGCAGCAUCCUUGACACCGUUCAGGUCUUACUAUCUGGAACACAUGCGGACCAUCGAUCCGGACUCAAUGCAGAAGCUCUACUCCAAGUUCCCGGUUGCGCCGAAGCCCGAGCCGGCGCCAAAAGCGCCAGAGAAGCCGGAGGCUAGUGCGAAGCCGACCGAGAGUGCGGAAGCGACCCCCUUCAGGUCUUAUUAUGCGGAGCAUAUGAAGACCAUCGAUCCGGACUCAAUGCAGACGCUCUACUCCCAGUUCCCGGUUGCGAAGAAGCAACCGACGGAGAGUGCGCAAGCGAUGAAGAGUGUGCCAGUCGUGGCUGAACCAGCUGCACCCGUCGCAGAGUUUAACAAGCGGCCGUCCGUCGGAACCUGGCUCGCGCCCAACCCCAACCAGCUGUCUCAGAUGGCUGCCGCAGCAGCAACCCCUGCGACACCAUCUGCUCCGAAGCAGUCUGCCAAUGCAGAGAAGUUGGAGGCUCCCGUGGCGGCCAGCACAGCUCCGGCAAACCAGGUGCCCUUCAAGCUGCUCCCAUCAGUCGGCACCUGGCUGAGUUUCAAGCCAUUCGCUGAGCCAGCGAAGCCAAGCAUCCUGGAGAGAAGCCACAGCAAACUCUUGGUCAUGAACCACGAGGAGCUGAUCACUGGCUAUGAGUGCGAGAUCCGGAAGCGGGACGAGGAGAUUGCCAAGUUGAAAAUGUCCUUGAAGGCGUAA